AGGGACCAGCCUGACGGGGGUGCCUGGAGCUGCGGAGCGGGAGGCGGUACCCGGAGGCCUGGGGGAGCCCUAGGGAGGCGCCCCGGGUCCCCCGUGCCCCGGUGGGUCAUGGUCUCCCAGGGGGCCGUGCCCCCCACUCCCAGCCCCGACAGGUCGUGCGUGCUGUAACCUGCCCUAUCCAUAGGGCCCGGUCCAUUCCUCCACCUCCUGCAGCCGGGUGGUGAUGGCUGCUCCGGGCCUGAGCACCCUGACCCCAAAAGUGGUGAAGGAGCAGGAGAAGACAGAUUACAGCAAGUGGCAGCGGGUGGAAGCAAAGAAGAAGGUGUCUCUGCCCUCCAUCGCCUCGCCGGACAGGAGAAAGGAAGUGAGCUCUGCCUGCUCCCAGAGAGGCAGGCAGCCAGCCCAGUUUGGUGUCAGAUCAGCCUCGCCGGCAAAGUUGGCCUCUCUUCGGAAGCAGAGAUUUGCUCCAAAGAAGACAUCGGCCAAGGACACGGAGCUCACAAGAAGCCUGGACAAUAUCAAAAUCUUUACGAGACUGACCAGGUCGCAGAGGACAUCCUUGGACAAGCUGAAGCAGCACGGCGCCUUCCUGGCAGAGACCAAUGAGCGCUUGGUCCAGGAGGUGCAGCAGGCUGAGGAUAGCGCCGUCAAGCAAGUCCGAGAGCUGCUGCAGCAGUACGAAGUCUUCGGGACGAUGGUGACGACCCUUCAGGACUCCAGCCGGCACCAGCUGGGCGCAGCGGCAGUGGAGCUGCAGGAGGCAGAGAAAACCAUGGAGAACAACCUGGCAAAGCUGCAGCAGGAGCUGGCUCGGGUGAACAGGAAGGUGCAAGCGCUGCAGGAUGAGCUGGGCGUGCUGCGAACAUACAUGGACAAGGAGUACCCCGCCAAGGCCAUCCAGAUAGACCAGCUGCUGCGCGACAUCCAGAGCCUGAAGGAGGAGCAGCAGUACGAAACAGAUGAGCUGGAAGAGAUGGCAAGAAGUGUCUUGGGGGGCCUGAGCAAGAAGAUGCAGGAGGAGCAGGAGCAGAUCAUCCGGGCUGUGAUCGAGGAAAUGCUGUCUCCCUACAAGGACGGCCUGCAGCAGAUGUCCGCCAACAACCGGGUGCUGCAGAAAGAAGUGCAAAUGCAGAAGGAGAUAAUCAAGGAGCUGCAGGAAGACAUCAUGGAGCUGCAGCACAGCAUCCAGAGGCUGCGCUGGGACCUCAGGGACCCCCGAGAGGUGAUCUUCGCCGACGUCCUGCUCCGCAAGCCCAGGUGCCUGCCGGACGAGGAGGUCGUGCUCAGCGUCCCACUGGAGGGGGAGGAGGAGGUCGCCUUCUAGUCCCAGACGCUGGGCUCUUCAGCUCCACCAGAGGAGAUAUUCAGGCAUGAAACGACUCGUCACUGUGGCUCGUGUGCUUCCCUUGUCCUUCCGGUACCUCCCCAUCAGCUGCCAACGCCCUGUCCCCCCCGGGGUCUCCCGCUUUCAAGGCUCCAUGGAAACCUGUGCUUUUCCAGGCGGGGUCCUGCCACCCAUGUCAGUAUUCAGUCUCUGCACCUUCCUCCGAUGCCUGCCCUGCUCUUGAGGGACUCUGACGGCGUUCAGCCUGGGAGAGGGGCCAGUUGAUGGGAAACUCUGCUGUGUUCCCAAUGCAGCUCUCAGUCUAGAUGGUGAAAUAAAGAC
This is a messenger RNA of Alligator sinensis (Chinese alligator), 1666 nucleotides long. RefSeq names its product chromosome unknown C20orf96 homolog (gene CUNH20orf96). The transcript is spliced from 11 exons. NCBI's taxonomy places the organism in Eukaryota, Metazoa, Chordata, Crocodylia, Alligatoridae. The record is from RefSeq and is a predicted model, not a curated record. Bases 224 to 1324 code for a protein of 366 amino acids.